AAGUACAUUAGAAACAUCAUGGUGUUAAGAACUCCAUUAAAGGCAGCUAGAGAUUUCCUGCAACACAAGUCCAGUGCACCCUGUAUACAUUCAGUCUUCAUCUAUGUAAUAUCCCUGGUAUAGAUAACCAGUGCUGGAGAUAGCAGAAGAGCAGAAAUGACAAAAAAUCUUCUAGUAAUUUAUGAAGAGAGUGGAAAAGAAUGGGCCGUAUAUCUGAAGAAAUUAAUUACAUCAAACGUACAAAUCGAUUAUGUAUAUCUCUAUGAUGUCAAUUGUCAAUCAAAUGAAGUAGUGGAAAACCUUACCGGCUCUACGUGGCAGUGUAAACUGCUUGUCUUAACAAGAGAUAUUCUGAAGAUCUUCUAUGAAAAUAAGAGCACCAAUUUCUUUGAACUUUUACAGCCCUCACAUAGAGUGGUCCUGAUGCUUUGUGGAGUGGAUUCUCCUGAGGGACUGUAUGAACUUUUUCCUUUUGAAAGAGAUUGUCAUGUCAUCCUGCCAGAUCAAGAUCCCCACGAUUACAUCUCCAUUGUAUCGACUGUUUUGAAUGGAGACAAUGAUGACAAGAAUCUAAGGCCAUCAGUGAAGGCGACUGAAACUUUUACCAAAAACAAUAUUGGUCAAGAAGACAUGAAAAGUAUUCAUCCAUCCUCAGUAUUGGUGUUCCCAAAGAGAGUAUCAUGUGAGAAUCCAGGAGAACUGUUUAUUAUUCUGUCAAACGACUUACCAAAGAACGCAGAAGUAGAAGUUGAAUUGCUUACAAAAAAUCAGCUUAUUAGGAAAAAGCCAAAACAGUGGAGCGAAAAAGUUUUCUGCCUUAAGGCCCCUGAUUUCCCUCCCAGUGAAGUGACAGUAAAUGUUUGCUGUGAAGAAGUCAUUAUAGCAUCUGUGCAGAUUGAAUAUUUCUCAACAGUUGAAGACCUUAAGCAUCUGCUUCUAAAAACCAUUGAUCCAGUACCGUUCAUCUGUCAGGCCUUCAAUGUGCAUACCUUGGUGGAACUUGAUAAGGUGCUGAUGAAAUCAUUAAAAAACAGGAUUUCGUCUUGUGAAUACAAUGCUCUUGAGCUGACACAGCACAGAAAAGGUGGCAGUUCAGAAGAAAUACCUACUUUACUGCACUGUGCAGCCAAGCUUGGACUCAAGGAGGUGGCACUUUUACUAGUGCAAAGCCCAGCAGCAGAUCACUUUUGCAAUGUCAUCAACAAAUACGGUGAUGAUCCAGCUCAAAUGGCUGAAAAGUAUGGGCAUCAAGAUAUCCAGGAUAUCAUCCUUCAACUAUCAGAAAAACAGAAAGCUAAUCAGACUGACAUUCCCGAGGAAACAGUGGGUUUUGAACAAGAAGAUGUUUAUGUGGAUAUGGUUGAGUGUGCUGAAACAGCUCAACAGCAAUCUUCAACCGACUUAUGUAGCAAUGAGACAGACAUGGAUCCAGUUACUGAAGCUAAACAGUAUUUACAGAAAUAUGUUGUAGUAGACAACAAAAAUGAAUAUGUUGAGGAGGAGAUCAACGGUUCAGACAAAAUGUUAAACUUGACUGAUUAUCAUUGUCUUUUGAUCCCUGAUGCGAAUUCCUCAAGACCCUUUGAAAAUGAAAAUCCUUCUGUUCUAGAUGAGACGGGCAAUACAAAUAAAGAGGAAGAAUGGUUUCAACAUAGCCCUGAAGACAAGAGCGACUGGCAGAAUAUCAAAUGUGAUCAUAAUAUGAUAUACCCUCAUGAAAAUAUGUAUGUUCCUAUGCCUGUUCAUUCCAUUGCUAAAGAUUUGCCAAGCAACGAUUACCAUGAAUGUUUGACUGCCAGUCUUCUUCCAAAACAUAAUCUAUCAGUGCAGCACGACUGCUUCCAAGAGGAAGAUAUCAACAAAGAAAAUAUGUCACAAGGAGCAUGUGAUGAAUGCCCAGAAGAGCACGUAUUGAAUGAACAUGAUGAAGAACCAGUUCUAAUUGCUUCCACUUUGGACGAUGUGUACAUCAUAUUUGAGAACAGCAUUAAAGAUACACAAAGAGGACAAAAACCUUUAAUUUCACACAACAUGUCUACUCCGGUGGCCUCCUCAACUCCUACAAUAGCAAGUGGUACAUCCUAUAUCUCUCAAGAAAAAAGAGUGGAUGACAACCAAAAUGUGUCACAUGGUGAAUUGGAUGAAUAUUCAGAUAAAGGGAGUGAUCAUGAAAAUGAAGAAGAUCCAUUGCUAGUUGCUUCCACCGGAGAUGAUUUGUAUCUUGUAUUUGAAAACAGUGUAAAAAAAAAACCAAGAGGACCAACCUCAUUUAUUUUACAUAGCCUGGAACCUCCAGAGGCUGCAGCUAAUUCCAUAACAGAAGGUGGUGCAUCAUACAUUGCUCAAGAUCAGGGACAUGAUGAAAGAUUCGAUACCCAGUUAUUGUGGGAGGAGUAUGAGGACAAUGAAGACCCAUAUAGUUUAAUUUAUAAUGAAGAUGAUGAACUGUACAUUGAGUUACCAUAUGAAACUGAAGAGAGCACCAGAGAAAGAAAGUCUUUCAUUGUUCAUAGAGCUCCAGCGCCUGCUCCACGCCCAGAAAAUACAGCCCCACAGAUGGAAGACUCCUAUAUAUCAAGAGUAUUUCGACAGAAAGAAGAGGAAAAGAAAAUAUACAGUGCUGGUCUUUACCAAGACAGAAUGCACUUGGCUAAACAAGAACCCCAAGUUCCAGCUCAGCAGUAUGCACUCUCUGGGCAGGAUGAGCUCAUAUUGCUCCAGGAAAAGGUGAAAAUGGGGAUUAUUACUAUGGAUGAAGCUCUCCAAAAAUUCCAACAGUGGAAGAAUGAAAAGAGUGCACUAGAUCUUCUUCAGCAGAAAAAGCUGCAGGAGUUAAGAGACAAUAUCAUUGGAGACAAAACAGAUGAUGACAAAGUUUAUGAUAAGAUUACUAUUGUUCAUCAGCCAAAUGCUUUCCCUGGCAAAAAGAGGACAACUUAUGGAAUGUUUGAUAACAGCAUUUACCAAAAAACUAAUAAAUCAGCAGUUUUGGCUGAUAAAAGAGAUGACAUUGUGAAGAAUCCAAAGAAAAAGUUCCAGUGAUAGAAACAGAAAUAUUUUUCAAGAACUCAUACUGACAUUCAAGAAGGUUUCUCAUUUCAAGAAAAUAAAGCUUAAUUCUUUUAUAAUAUAAGUUCUUUUACUUUCUAUUAUACUUUUCUUUUUAUUUGUGAUCAUGUUCAAAAUAUAAAGUUUGUUUAAUUAUAUAAUGGUUUAUAAGUUUAUAUUUACAUACAAAGUGGAAACCUCUUAUAUCUUGAUUCUCUUGGCAGUAAAACAUUAAAAGGCAACUGUGAAAAAAAUUGCAAAUAAGAAUGCAUUGCCUUUCAUGUCCUCCAGAUUUACACUGUAACAUUGUGUACAUUUUUUUUCUUAUGAAAGAAAUCUUUUGUACUUGAAUUCCAUAGUCUCUUUGUGAAGAUUUUUCUUUUGCGUGAAAUGCAUUUGCAUUAAGUAGUCUUUCUGGGUCUCUAGUAUCUUGCAUCUUAUUGUAUUAUUAUUAUUAUUAUAUUUAGUUUUUAUUUACCUUGUGAUAGAGAGGGCCACAUGUACCUAAAGAGAGACAGAUCACCCACUUAUUCUCAAAACUAGCAAGGGUGCAGUAUAUAAGAGGCUGAAGAUGGUACAUCACUAUGUAAACCUACCACAAUACUUGUUUAAGAGUCAAAGUAAAAUUUAAGUAAAGCCUGUUAAAUGAUGUUA
Molecule: messenger RNA, 3702 nt
Organism: Hyla sarda
Lineage: Eukaryota; Metazoa; Chordata; Amphibia; Anura; Hylidae
Gene: BANK1
Product: B cell scaffold protein with ankyrin repeats 1
Exons: 19
Coding region: 157-3042 (961 amino acids)
Biological process (GO): negative regulation of B cell activation; B cell activation; negative regulation of phosphatidylinositol 3-kinase/protein kinase B signal transduction
Molecular function (GO): signaling receptor binding; protein tyrosine kinase binding
Source: RefSeq, a predicted model, not a curated record